Molecule: messenger RNA, 2292 nt
Organism: Lingula anatina
Lineage: Eukaryota; Metazoa; Brachiopoda; Lingulata; Lingulida; Lingulidae
Product: short transient receptor potential channel 7-like
Biological process (GO): regulation of cytosolic calcium ion concentration; calcium ion transmembrane transport
Cellular component (GO): plasma membrane; cation channel complex
Molecular function (GO): inositol 1,4,5 trisphosphate binding; store-operated calcium channel activity
Source: RefSeq, a predicted model, not a curated record
AUGGGGGAUUCUAAUGCCAGGACCACUAACCCGUCCGAUUUCUCUAAGCAAACCCCGGGACUUGACGACUCCAGUCCCCCUCUUCUGUCACCAUCUACCAGAAACAGUUCCAGUUCCAGUAAAAGUAUAGGCGGCAGACGGGGAGGCGCAGGUGACAAAGUAGAUGUGGCUAACGAAACCCUCCUCGGCUCGAUUUCAAAACCUCCUCCUGCUGCUGCUCCUCAACAUGUCCCCCCUCUACCGUCACCACCACCACCACCCCCAAGCAAAGACCGGUCACAAAUUUCAAACAACCAGACUGCAACGUCGAAGCCCUCAGACCAGCCCUCACCGGAGGAGCCCCGUGCGCCUGUUGAGAACGUGGACGAGGGGGACUAUGCCUCCCCCAUUGGUGCCGCCCCUCACAGUAGGUUACCCACAGAUAUCACUGCCACUCUAGGAGAUGGAGGGAGGUACGGCAAUAUAGAACCCGUAUAUAGAGCAAAGCUUAAAAAAAGGAAAUUUAUCCUUUGCUAUGACUGUGGUUUUACCUCAAGUUCCGAAGAUGAAGGACCGCAGCACCCUCCCGACAAGCCCACUGCGGGCAAAACAUCAGGUCCAAUGCACAGUAGAGAUAAUCUUCGGAAGGCAAUAGAUGACGGGGCGAACCUAGACGAGAUCAAGCUGGCACUGAAGCAAUGGUUGUCGUUAUCAGUGAAGGAUACAAGCUAUAACCCUAUGCUACAGGCGGCGAUGAAGAACGACAUCGAGGUUUGCCAACUACUGAAGGAUGAGGAGCACUUGAAAAUCACCGAUCCUCACGAUUAUUUCUGCGAUUGUUAUCUCGACCGAAACGACACGCUGAAUCACGCGCUUUAUCGUGUGAACGCGUAUAGAGCUAUGACGUCAUCGUCAUAUCUUCUCACACAGAAAGAUCCUGUAAAUAGUGCUUUGAAGUUUAGACAAAAACUGUUCACAAUGGCGAAACAGGAUGAAGAGUUCAAGUCCGAAUAUCUUAAACUGACCCAGAAAUGUGAGACGUUUGCCUGGGAGAUGCUGGACCUGGUCCGGGGUCGAGAUGAGCUGUCCUUGAUCCUGGAUAAAUCAGCCAAUGGGUGUUCAGAAUUAGCGCGAGUGCGAAGAGUUAUGGACGAAGGAGCCAAGAAGUUUGUAGCCCACCCAUACGUCCAGAGGCACUUAAGGAUGGUGUUUUAUGGCGUCGAUCCUAAUAUAAGGCGUCGAAUGCUGACCACAAACAACUUUCUGAAGACAAUCUUCAUCGUGCUGGCGUUGCCAGUUUGGAUUCUGCUGUUCCUGGCUUACAUUCUGUUCGGAUCCUUUGAAACGUUGGAGAAGAAGAGUAAAUUCAUCAAGUGGAACAACAUGUUCUUGAGGACUCCUUGUAUCAAAUUUUACACGCAUAGCUUCUCCUACUUUACGUUUCUUCUGAUCCUGACGAUUUACUUUUUGCCCGAUGAUAAAGCUAAUGUCGCUCAUGCCAAGGAUUUCCGAUGGUCCGAGUAUGCAAUAUUUUUCUACGUGAUAGGCUAUCUUUUAGCUGAGGUAAAGCAGUUGUGUCGGCAGGGAAUGCGCUACUUCCAGAACGCCUUCAACAUUCUGGAUAUCCUCUUGGUUAUGUUUUAUCUUGCCUCCUUUGUCAGUCGUAUAGUCUCGAUUGUCAAAACAAGACAAGCCGCAUUGGAAGUUAACCAAACUACAACAGAGGCGUACACAUACUAUUACCAGAUAGGUCGGUUCGAAUGGGAACUAAAUGAUCCAGAAAUAAUAUCAGACGCCCUGUUUGCGUUGGCGAACAUCAUUAGUUUCUCUAGACUAGUGUACAUUUUACCUACUUUUGAGUCUGUCGGACCACUUCUAGUUGUUUUGGGCAAGAUGAUCAACGAUGUCUUUCGCUUUGCUGCCUUGCUGCUUAUUGUGUUCAUUGCCUUCACUGUUGGACUGCACAACCACUACCACUUUUAUGCGGGCCAAACACUCCCUGAUGGGUCGAAGACUAAUUCUGCAUUCCACGGAUUCUUCAACACAUUUAGCACCCUCAUGUGGUCCAUCUUUGGCUUGGGGGACUCCAGUUCUGUAGAAAUCCACAUGAAACACGCAUUUGUGGAGAUCGUGGGAUUCAUCAUGGUGGCUAUAUUCCAUAUUGUCAUCGUUAUUAUGUUGAUCAAUAUGCUUAUUGCUAUGAUGACAAUCUCUUUUGAAGCCAUUCAUUCCCAAAUGGUUGUUUUACAUCCUCACCUGCAAGAAAUGGCACCCAGUAAAAAGGUGUGUCCUGGCUUUAAUGAUCUUGAAUGA